CCUCUUGGCGCCACCCAAAGAGUUCCACUCAUACAACGUCAAAAAUAUUUCGUCUAAACUCAACCCACGUACCCUAAACCUUGACCACUUUCAAUGUCAGCCAUGCAUUUUCAACCAGUCGAGCAAAUGAUUGACGAGGCAUUUACCGCUCGUCCACAAGGCGAACCUCAAGCUGAUACUGUAGCUACCAAUGAUGCUCUAGACGACGUUUUUGGCUCGGAACCUUCAUCCCCUACAGAUUUUCGUCAUAAUGAUGAGUCAGCAGCACCACACCCCUCAGACAUUCGCCGGUUGCAAACAGAGCACACAACUGCUGGAUACCGGGAGGGCAUUACCGUUUCAAAAGAAAGCAGUCUUCAAGCUGGAUUUGACGAGGGAUUCAGCCUUGGCGCAAGCGUUGGCAUGAGAGCAGGUCAAAUUCUGGGUUUGCUCGAAGGCAUCAACGAAGCGGUUCGUGGUCUUAACGAAUCAGAUUCUUCCAAGAUCGCCGAACUCCUGAAACAAGCACGCGAAGAACUUAGUACACAAGGCUUGUUCACACCUGAGUAUUGGUCUGAAGAUGGUAAUUGGAAAUAUGAAGUCACUCCAGCUACAGGGGCCGAAGAUGUUGUGUUCUCAGAUGUAGCUGAUGCGCAUCCACUUUUAAGGAAGUGGACGCAGAUUGUGGAUGAGCGAGUGGCCAUGUGGAAGAUAGAUAGGAGCAUCUUGGAUGAUGAGACUGGGGUUAGGUUGGAGAGGGAUGAACCACUUGGUUCCGGGGCUGCGCUGACGGCAAAGAAGCCGUUAGAUUGGUGAAGACGGGAGAAUCACAGACUACUACAGAGGAAUAUGGAGGGAUAAGUGCGCACGGAAAAGAUUGAGACCAGAAGAUUCUGCCAACAAUUGAAGCGUGGCGUGUGGGAUUUGGAUGAGUUGUCAAAGGUCUAACUUGUAUUUAUUGCCACAAGAUGUGCCCAAGUGCAGCUCCAUUGAAGAUACUCCCAUGACCCGCGGCGUAUUGCCCAAACCUCGCCUAUUAGCAUUGGCUUCUGCUGAUAUGGUGUAAGCCACCAUGCCGAAAGUUCAGGAUCCGCUCAUUCUACUAUAACAACAGUGGGCAUAAGGUAGCUGACUAGAAAUACGUCUGGCCGUGUAUCAAUUGAACUAUCUAUCUCGGCGAUAUUGAAACAUUAUCACACAGGGCAUAGUCCCAC
Molecule: messenger RNA, 1193 nt
Organism: Fusarium verticillioides 7600
Lineage: Eukaryota; Fungi; Ascomycota; Sordariomycetes; Hypocreales; Nectriaceae
Exons: 2
Coding region: 94-795 (233 amino acids)
Source: RefSeq, a predicted model, not a curated record